Molecule: messenger RNA, 9805 nt
Organism: Varanus komodoensis (Komodo dragon)
Lineage: Eukaryota; Metazoa; Chordata; Lepidosauria; Squamata; Varanidae
Gene: LIPE
Product: lipase E, hormone sensitive type
Exons: 11
Coding region: 6406-9051 (881 amino acids)
Biological process (GO): triglyceride catabolic process; cholesterol metabolic process
Cellular component (GO): cytosol
Molecular function (GO): triacylglycerol lipase activity; sterol ester esterase activity
Source: RefSeq, a predicted model, not a curated record
AAGACCGGGCUGUUGCGUGGGAAGGUGAUUCUGUGAGGACCCCUCCCUCCCGACACUGCACGGCGGGGUCUGGGGGAAGGGGGGAUCGAGCCCUCCACCCCCACAUGGGAUGGGGUGAAGACCAGGCUUACAAGAUUUAAGAACUUACUUUGUUGUAUCUAUAUUCUGGCCUUUCUCCAAGGAGGUCAAGAUGGCAUGCGUGAUUGUCUUUGUAAUUCCUUUUGGUACAGCCUGAUAACGAAGUAAUGUUGGUUGGCUCAGAACUGCCUCGGGUAGGAAUUAAGAACGGCGGAGUGGGAGUUUAAGCCAAGCCCUCACCCAGCGUGGUCUAACUGUAUGCUGCUCUCAAAGAGGUCAUGCCUCCAGAACAGCCUUCCCCGAUCUGGUCCCCUCUAGGUGCGUUGCAUUACAAAUCCCAUCACUUUCUAGCCAGCAAUAGCACUCUGGCCACAAGGUUGGGGGAGGGUCCUCUAGAACCAGGAGGGGGGAGUCGAUCUCCAGAUACGUAGGAGUCCAAGUCCCAGAUGUCCCUGCCAGCAUGGGCAGUGGUCGGGAAUGCUGGGAGCUGAAAUCCAAAAUAUGUGGAGAUCAGUUUUCUGUCUACUCCUGCUCUAGAAGGUGAUGCUACCUCUGACAGUUCUUGGAACAUACACCCAAGACAGGAAGGAGACUGCUUCUGAAAAUUAAUUAUUGUCAGGAAGUUACUGAGGCCACUUAAAUAUAAGUAAUUUAAAUGCAAUCCUGUGAAUGUUGAGAAAGAUAGAAGUCAUGCAGCGUUCAAUUCUAGAAAUGGUUCGACAUUUGUCUUUUGGAAAAAAAAUGUAAAGGAUUUGUGCCUUUAGUUGUUUUGAUUACAUUGUUGAUUAAUAAAGAAGUUUUUUUAAAUUAAAAUGCAUCCAAUACCGCGUCUGUAUUUGAGCUUUAUUUAUGGAUUUUAAUGAAGCUCUUACAGAUUGGGGCAACCACACUAUCACUAUAUGGUGGUGGUUAGUUUCGUUAACGUACCUUCCCGGUGUAGUUUUGGUAGUAUUCUGCACUGCUUUCCAUAAUUUAGUGGUGCUGAGUCUCCAUGGAAGGGAUUUUCUCGGUAUGCUUGUGCCAUUUGUAUGUGGGAAUUCCCAUAGGUUCUCAGACUUAAGCUGUGUGAAUCUGAAAAUUCAAACUGAUGAGUGCGUAUUUAAUAUUUGGGGAUUUUAGGGAUUAUUACAUAAAGCAUUUGGGUUCUGAGGCAGAAUUAAGCCUCUAAAAUUUAAUAAUCUAAUAUUCCUUGGUCUGAUAGUGCCAGUGCUGAUAGUGAAUUUUGGAUGACAGCAUCUUCCUCAAAUUCUCAGAGCUUGCAUUUUGGAGGAUUUCUUAUUUAUGUUUUAAAAUAUAAGCAGUAGAGAAGAGUGGCUUGGUAGCGUAAGCUAGGAAUGGAGUCCUGCUGCUGUACUAGCAACUAACACAUUAGCUGUUCAUUGAUUCUGUCUGUCUCUCUCUCUCUCUGUCCCCUUUUCCAGUUGCAUUUUAAUGAGGUGCCUUUUCACAUUCUUGAUAUCCCUGCUAAGAUUGCAAUCUUAAGUAAGUCUAUUUGUUUUUAAAAGUGACCUAACCAGAUGCUUGGUGUUUCUUCUGUCCCACUUGAUACAUCUCUCCUAGCCCAAAGUUCUUAUCAUUUCUUACUGCCUGGAAGACCUUUAUAUAGUGAGAAAUUCUGAGGCAUGCUACCCUAGAACAAAAGGGGGCACCAGACAGAUAAAUGGGUGAUUUGCCGUAGAUUGCCACAGGUUUCUGUUUUUCAGGGUGCUUCCAGAUGGAGGAAUCCUAUCACCGCACAUUAGAAUACAUUCUGUUGCUGUUCCAUCUUUUUUGCUUUGACAGAUUUUCUGCAGUAAACAAAAUGUGUUUAGAAGGAAGACGUAGUGGGUAAAGCAAAAGAGGGUUAUGAGUAGAAGAUACCAUCUGAAUAUCCCAUCAAAGUCUGUAAAUGAGGUAGGUUGAAAGCGCCCACCUUUUGUAACCUCCAGUUGGUUGACAGUAGCAAUAAAUGGAAGUUUCCACCACAACACAGGCCACUGAAACAAAGGCUGCUUUUGGGGAAAGACCAGGAGUAGAUUUGUGGGUGAGAAAACUAGGACUGAGAAUGAACUUCUGGGCUGAGCUUGUGCCAAAAGGGGUUUGGUUCAUUCCUUCUAUCAUAUGCCUGGCCAAUAAGCCUCUAUUUUUCAUUAGGAUUUUGGCCAAAACAGAGUAGUUCUUGUAUGCUUGAAAUCAGCCCAUCCCUUGCAUUGAGCAAGCACUUGUGGCGUGGGGCACAAAGGGCAAAUUAAUGCUUGCGCUCUGCCAGUGCCUGCGAUUUAGGAUAAAGCUGCAUUAAAUUGUUUUCCCAUAAUUAUUUUCAACUUGGAGGAGCAUUGCGGAGAUGGCUCAGAUUAGUAGCUCAUUGUUCCGUACACUAUGCCUCACCAUCCAGGCUCUGAGCAGGUUACACAAUGGAGUCUAAAUCCAGCCUGUCAGCACCCUGAAAGGUUCGCCUCUAUAUGUCAAGUCCAUGAACCGGUUUCAGCACUUGUACCAUGUCUGGGCUGCAUUCUUGUCACUGCCAUGACUAGUCUUCUCUCAGGGACUUACCCCGUUUGUAAGAAGUUUGCUGCACUGCCGGGGCGGCCAGAGGCACCCAUUCCUAGCCUGCGAGGCUGGGAUCUGCUGAACUGGGUGCUUCCCUCGGAGAGAAAUGGCCCCUCUGCCUGUCCCCCCACACCCCCAUGUCCGAGCUCUGUUUUAGUCUCCUCGGGGGUGCUGAGGCGGUCGGCAGCCACAAAGAGAGGUUUGGGUGAUGCGUGCCUGGCACGGCCAAUACAUACCCCUGUGGCAACUCUAACCACUUGUAUUGCCUGCCACUGGUAACUGAAGCGGGCAUUCGCCCGGGCAAACCCACUGCUUGUCUCUGGCCUCCAUGUGGCGUCUUUUGCUAGAAGCAGAAGCAUCGCUAGACUCCCUCGCCCGGGGCCACCCAUGGGAACGCCGGGAGAAGGUGUGAGUCUAUCUUCAACAAUCCUAGCCUAGCUGGAUGUGGUGUGAGAGGAUGGCUUGGUCUUUGUCACUGGUUCCAGAUAGGCCAUCGGUCAAACGUUUCUCGCCCUAGUACCCCUUCUCUUCCCUUUCGACAGCAGAGGUCAAUGGGCAAAGCUUUUACAUUUGUGGAUGGGCGGGCGGUGGAAGGGAAUUGUUGACCAGGCGCCUCACUCACUUGCUGAUGAUUCUCCCUGUUGUGUGGCUUGUCCCCUGCCCUCUUUCCCAAUUCCCUGCUCUUCCCCAUCCCAGGCAUUCCUGGAUCUCUUCAUGUUCCCUUUGCUGUCCCUGCUCCCUGCCCUAAUCCUGCCUCCUGGGCCCAGCUGAGCUUGUUGUGUUUCCUACUUUCUCCAGUUCCAAUGUUGUUUUUUCCAGCUGCCAAAGAAAUGACUCAGCCGCAUCAGUACCAAACUCCACGAGUGGCUGGAGCUGGGGGGGCGGGCAGCCCUGGGUAUAUUGGUGAGAUUGUCAGGAACAAGGGUAAACAUGGGAGUUGGUGUCGUUCUGGCAGCCCAUGCUUUUCUCAGAAAAAUGGCUUUGAGUCCUAAACUGGCCAGAGGUUAUGCCUUCUGGCCUGGAAUUCCACGUGGCUGUAGGUUGUCUCGUGCAGCUGCUGUAGCGUAAGAGCAGGGCCCAAGUAACGGCUUCGAUGCCUUCCUGUGAGGGAAAUUAGAGGUCCUGGAGGGACGUAUUCAUCCUUCUGAAUCGAUAUAGGAACUCUGUCUUUUCUCUCUCACACACACACAAUCAUAACGUUGGCUAUGUACUAGUUACUAGUGACAAAGAAGGUUUAUUGUUUUAUUAAUUUAAAGCAGACCAUUUAUUCCUCAUACCUCCAAAAUAGCACUAAAUUUAGCAGUUGACCCCCUGUUGCUUUUUGCACUGCCUUGCCUAUUCCUUUCCAGCAAAGGUGGCAAUCUGUGGUCCUCUUGACUGGUAGGAAUCCAUAUCCUGUUCUUUCUGACCUUUGGCCAAGUUGGCUGGAGCUGAUGGAGUCCAAAAGCAUCCAGAGCCCUCCAGGCUGCCUUGCCCUAUUCACCAAGGUCUAGCACCGUGUCAUCCAGCAGCAGUGGGCAGUGCACCGCGCUCAUUGGCCAGUUGUGACAUCACAAGUCCAGUCAGCCCCAGGAGGUUUCAUUUUUAAAAAGAGAAAACCAAGCAACGGUAAAGGUUGGCACAAAAAGCAGUGCAGCGCUUAAAAUAAAAAUGUGCAAGUGCAUCGUGGAAGAUGCUGAAUGGCCGGGCAGGCCUGAGAAGGGACAUGCCAGCGCAGACGAUGAGUCCCUCAGUCCAGUAUUCUGCUCACACAGUGGCCAACUGGACCCAUGAGUCAGACAUAAACGCAACAGUCCCCUCCUCGCAUCCCACUCCCCAGCAUCUUGCCUUGUCCUGCAUAGGCACCGCUAGCCUUCCCUUCGGGGAAUUAAUCCAACUCCCUUUUAAAGCCCCCCGCACGGCCGUCACGAUGCCUUGAAGAAGUGACGUGGUGCAGAAGGCUGUGAAGGAGUCUUGUUCCGUGGAAGCAGCAGAAACAACAAGCACCGUGUGAAGACAGGCUUGUUUGUUCUCCGAGAUCCGUAUUUGAAUUCCAAAUAAAAUUCCAAACAAAAUUUGGAUGCCAAAGGGCAGUGGGCGUGCAUGCUGAAGACAACUGAUUUUUGCCAGCCUCUGGGCGGUGGAAGGACGAGGCCUGACAAAGGACAGGAAUGAGAUUAGACUAAGAAUGCCACAUCCGGCUGGUGGGGAGGGGAGGGGAGCCCUGCUUUCUUCUGAACGACACCAGAACGACACCUUCAAAUAGGGUGGCUUGGAUUCAGACUUAGUCUUGCCUAGAUACACUAUAACUUCAGGAGAAGUCUUUCAUUCCUCGGUUGUCGUGAGCCUGCCCUUUCUCUCCCCCCUCCACCUCCCUAUUCUCUUGUUAAUAUAUAUUUAAAACAUGGAAGUGCUGCUGGCGUGAGUCACCUUGGAUCGGUGCCUGACCCACGGGGGCCUGCAGGUGGGAGUCCAGCGGCUAUAAAGCUCUCGGCCUCGUUCACCACACCUGCCAGAUCGGGGAUAGCGGUACAGUCAUCUGCACGGAGCAGGCCGUGCCAUCCCCUGUGCUGUCCCCAGGGCUCUCUGUGCGCGGGCGAAUGCCACAAAGCCAGCCACAAGUGCUUGUUUACUUCCAAGGAGCCUCUGGGGUCCAACUGUGCACUGGGUGAACUGGACGUCUCCUGGGGAGGCUGGAUCUAAGUGGCCUCGCUCCAGCUGAACUCCUCUGGAAAACACGGUCACGAGUGCCCGCUAAACAGCCACGGCGCAUAGCCCUGUGGGAAGACGCGUCUGCUGGGGAACCAUGCACAGCCAUUCUUGCAGGGCCAUUAAAAUUAAGGCUAGUGGCCUGCAUCUCGAUUUAGUCACACCUUGACUAGGUAACCUACUGCAAUCAAGAGCACUGGAGUUAGUCGUGCGGAUUCCAGCUACAGGAUCUGUAUUCCUGGAUCUAGGAAUCUGACUGGCAACGCUCAUCCUGCAGAUUGUGUCAUGUGGGGAAUCUGAAAACGAGGAGAGUUGUUGGCAUGUCAGCUUCCUUUUAAAAGGGAACAAAGGGAAUAUGUUUCUAGCCCCUUUCAGGGGGUGAAACUACUCUCUCUAGACCGCUUCGGUUGUGGGAGUCUGUGGAGUGGUAAGGACUCAGAUCUCCAUUCACCAUGACACUGGAUUUGCCCCCAUACUUCCCACGCCCUGCUCCGUGACCAGCAGACCCUCCAGCUUCCCUGACCCAACUUCCCUUUUGCCACUCUUCCCGUGUUGGCCCCGUGUGUUAGCAAAAGGAGUGCACAAGCCUCUGAGCUGCCUGCCUUCCUUCUCUCCUGCCCCACGCCACACUCGCACUUGCAGUGGCACCGAGACUUGCAGUGGCAUUCAGGCAUGAUAUGAUUUAGGAGAUAGGUGUGGGCGGAAUCUUGCACCUGUGCCCCAGAAUCCCAGAGUAACGCUCGGCUCGGAAGUGAGGCAUCGCUGCUCGCUGGCGCCUCGUCUUGCCCCCGAACGGCCUCCCCUCCCUCCUGUGGGCUGUCCUUUCCUCCUCCAAGGUGGAGCCAGUGCAUCAGCCUCCACAGUGGUCUUUUAAGCUGGCCAGGCAGGCACCCAGCAGUCCUAACGCAGCUCUGCACGGCAUCGGGAGCUGCAGCCCCAGCAGAUGCCAUCUGUUAGCCGUCCUGGCCAGCCGAGACGCUCCUCCUGUGCCGGAGGGGGCAGGUCGGGGAGCGACAGUCCCCCGUUCACCUUGGACAAGCCUCUCUUUGCCCAGCUUUCUCCGUGAGACGAGGAUGCUCACGUCGGCCGCCUGUUGAAUGCGUCGCAUAAAUGGCUUCCAAUCUCCACGGAGAAGAGAGGGAAGCGGAGGCAGGAGCGUCGGGCAGCAUGGAAUGCGUCGCCGAGGCGGUUGCAGAGCAGUGCCCCAUGGCCAGCAGCAGCCUGGAUUCCCGGCCGCUGUUCCAGACGCUGUACAACCUGGUGGACAGCAACGUAGCCUUCUUCCAGGACGGCAGCAGCGACACGGGCCGGCGCUUCCUGGCAUCCUUCCUGGCCAUCCGGGAACACGCCCAGCACCUGGAGCCGGUGCUCAGCCACUUCGCCACCAUCUUCCACAUCUUUGACCUGGACGAGCGCACGCCGGCCAACGGCUACCGCAGCCUGGCCCACAUCGUGCACUGCUGCCUGGCCCACAUCAUCCACAAGAGCCACUACGUGGCCACCAACCGCCACAGCAUCUUCUUCCGCGCCAGCCACAACUGCGCGGAGCUGGAGGCCUACUGCAGCGCCCUGACCCAGCUGCGGGCCUUGGUCUACCUGGCCCAGAGCCUCCUGACCCACAACCAGCCGGGCUACCUCUUCAGCCAAGAGGGCGAGCCGCUCUCGGAGCUGCUGCUGCAGGAGUACGUCACCAUGCACAAGGGCUGCUUCUACGGCCGGUGCAUGGGCUUCCAGUUUGCGCCCUCGAUCCGGCCCUUCCUGCAGACCAUUGCUAUCAGCCUCGUCUCCUUCGGGGAGAACUACAAGCGCCACGUUUCCGGUAUCGGUGUGAUGGCGGGCUCCAUCUGUACCAGCGGGAAGUUUGUGAUUGACCCCGAGCUGCGGGGCUUGGCGUUUGAACGCACCACUCAAAACCUGGAUGUGCACUUCUGGAAAAGCUUCUGGAACCUCACGGAGAUGGAGCUGCUGGUCUCACUGGCCAGCAUGGGCUCCUCGCAGGUCCGAUUGUCCCGGCCCUUGCUGGUGCCACCGCAUUCCUUUGAACUGCCUCUGGCUGCUGAUCCCAAGCUGACGGUGACCAUCACUCCCCCGGUGGCGCACUCCGGGCCGGGACCUGUCCAGAUGAGGCUCAUCUCCCACGAGCUACGGGAGGGACAGGACAGCGAGGAGCUGAACAACCUGCUGCGCCCAGAAGUGACCCUCGCCUUGGAACUGCGCUGGAAGACCAAGCUGCUGCCUCGCUCGCCUUACCUGGUGGUGCAUUUUCACGGCGGCGGCUUUGUGGCGCAGACCUCCAAAUCGCACGAGCCGUACCUGAAAAUCUGGGCUCAGGAACUGGGCGCCCCCAUCCUCUCCAUUGACUAUUCCUUGUCCCCGGAGGCACCUUUCCCUCGAGCCUUGGAGGAGUGUUUCUACGCCUACUGCUGGGCCCUCAGGAACUGCCACCUGCUGGGUUCCACAGCAGAGAGGGUCUGUCUCGCGGGAGACAGUGCCGGCGGGAACCUGUGCAUCACUGUCUCCAUGCGAGCGGCAGCCGUUGGGAUCCGGAUGCCGGAUGGGAUCAUGGCCGCCUAUCCAGUCACACUCCUGCAGGCGGUGGCCUCGCCGUCCCGCCUCCUCACUUUGUUUGACCCGCUCCUGCCUCUCAGCGUCUUGUGCAAGUGCCUCAAUGCUUAUGCAGGGAUAGAGGAAGAGCCGGAAGACUCCGCCCUGGUGAAGCUGAGCCCCAUGAACGUGCGCAGAGACACGGCCCUGAUCUUCCGAGACCUGCGCCUGAGCGCCUCCGCCCUGUUUGGCUCCCGGCUGGAGAACACCAGCAAGAUCAACGGGGCUGGGGGAGCAUCUGGCACAGUGAGGAAGAGCGUCUCGGAGGGGGGCCUCAAGUCCAAGCCCCUUUCGUGUUCCAAAGACUCCUGCAAGAGCCAGACGUGCCAGAACCUCUCUUGUACCUCUGAGACUCCGCUGGGCCCCGGCCCCGGCCCCAGCCCCAGCCCCGGCUUAGAGCCCCAGCCCGGCUUCUCUUCGAGCAACAGGGAACACGAGGCCACAUCCUCGACCCCCAACAACCACAUGACGUUCCCCGACGGCUUUCGGCCGCUGCACUCCGACCAGCCAGCCAUCCACCUGCUCCCCAAGCUGUCUCCCAUCCUCAAGAACCCGUUUGUGUCGCCUCUCCUGGCCCCGGACGAGAUGCUGAAGGGACUACCGCCGAUCCACAUAGUGGCUUGCGCCCUCGACCCCAUGUUGGACGAAUCGGUGAUGUUCGCCCGGCGGCUGCGAACUCUGGGGCAACCGGUGACCCUACGGGUGGUGCAGGACCUGCCACACGGCUUCCUCAGCUUGUCGCAUUUGAGCCGGGAGACGCGCGAAGCUCUGGCUGUCUGCACAGAGAGCAUCCGAGACGUUCUGACCUCUGAAGCUCCGGCGGCUUGCCAAGCGCCCACUGCGGCCGCCUCUCCACGGAAGCAUCGCAAGGUGGAGCGGACCUUCCCCGCCAGGCCUGCCCCCAGCCAGGGGGCCAGCCAUGCCCCUGCCCCGGAGACGGGACAGGAGGGGCUGAACGGGGCUGCCCCCAGCACCACGGACAACGCUGCCCCCGACCCCCAGGAGCCCCGGAGCACUUCCCCAGGAGAACCGCCAAGUGGCGCUGGAGGUGGGGCUGUGCCCACCCGCAGCCCCUCCUCAGAGGCCGCUGUCACACCCGGCCAAGAUUGCAGCCCCUCCGGGGGCACGGUGGGCCGUGGCGUGGGGGCCUGAGCCCCGCCGGAACGGCCGCGUCUGAGGCUGCGUGGCGUGGCGUCCUGUUGCAGAGGGAACGCCCCUCGGUGCUUUUUCCUUGUGUUCCGAAGAUGCAUAGGCACAAUGACCCUGAGCCUGCCCACCCCCGUCGGUGGGGCCCCCUGUUGCUACCAAAGCCUGAGGCGGGGGUGAAGGGGGUGGCCCCUUUCGCCCCACUUACUGGGAUCCCGCUUUUAUGCACUUGGGGUUCGCUUCAGAACUGCACUGAACUCUCCAGCCCAUUACCUGCCCGAGGCCUUGUAGCUGGCGCAGCUUCCCCUCCCGCCUCACCCUCCGGGGUCCUCUGCACUAUGACUUGAGCAACUUGGGAGGGGUUUCAUGCUUGGGGCUGGGGUGGUUCAUUCAGCUGGGGGACCGUUCCUUGCCACGCUGCCCCACAGACCCCCCUCCGACGCACUGUGUGCCGCUCCCGUUUGCGUGACACGCGUUACCUGCACUGCCAUGUCCCGUCAUCAGGCGGACCACCUGACCACUCCUCCGUGCCGGCUUCGGCUCGCACCGACGGGGCUCUUCCUGCACAGAUCUGCUUCCUCUCCCCCGUCAACACUCCUGCCUUUACUGUUGCUGCUGUGAACCAAAAGGGGAGGGGGAUUGAGAGGAGAACAAGGGCUUCCCCCACUCCGGAGAAGGGCUGUGGUUUUCUCUCUCCACCUUUUUCUCGGGGACAAAGGGAACAGAGUAUUUUUAUAAAUAAAAACCUAUUUGAUCUUAA